This is a messenger RNA of Rotaria sp. Silwood2, 1578 nucleotides long. The record is from the annotation of a GenBank genome assembly. Lineage: Eukaryota; Metazoa; Rotifera; Eurotatoria; Philodinida; Philodinidae.
AUGUUUAAUUCAGAAAUAUUCUUUAAUAUAAUUUUACCACCGAUUAUUUUUCAUGCUGGUUAUAGUAUGAAAAGAAAAAAUUUUUUUCGUAAUCUUGGAGCUAUUUUAAUGUUUGCACUUCUUGGUACAACAAUUGCUUGUAUAUCCACAGGUAUAAUGAUAUAUGGUUCCGUACGUGCGUUUAGCAGUUUAAAAAGUUAUUUUUCAUUUACGGAUUCACUUUAUUUUGGUGCUAUAAUAUCAGCAACUGAUCCAGUAACUGUAUUAGCAAUUUUUAAUGAUUUAAAUGUGGAUGUUGAUCUUUAUGCAAUUAUAUUUGGUGAAAGUGUACUUAAUGAUGCUGUUUGUAUAGUUCUUGCUCAAUCGAUUGAAAAAUAUGUCGCUAGUGCAAUAUUAGACAAAUUUGAUCGAGGUCUUAUGCUUAAAUCAUUAUAUAACUUUUUUAUCGUAUUUAUUGGUUCAUUUGCUAUCGGAUCAGGCAUGGGAUGUCUUACAGCAUUAAUGACUAAAUUUACAUACAUUCGAGAUUUUCCACUUUUGGAAACAACACUUUUUGUUUUGAUGUCAUAUAGUACGUUUUUGGCUUCUGAAGCUGCAGGAUUGACAGGUAUUGUGGCUGUACUCUUUUGUGGCAUAUUUCAAGCGCAUUAUACAUUUAAUAAUCUCUCUCAAGAAUCUAAACAACGAACACGUGAUUUAUUUGAAUUAUUUAAUUUUCUUGCUGAAAAUUUUAUAUUUAUCUAUAUUGGCAUAACAUUAUUUACAUUUCCAAAUCAUCAAUGGGAUAUUCGAUUUAUUAUUUUAUCACUUAUGACUAUUGCAUUAGCUCGAAUAUUAUGCGUAGUAUUUUUAUCAUUUUUACUUAAUUUAACUCGUAAAGAUCCAAUUGGUUGGCGUUGGCAAAUGAUGAUUAUAUUUUCUGGUUUACGAGGUGCUUUUGCUUUUGCAUUGGCUAUUCGAAAUGUUUCAACACAAGCUCGUUCACUUAUGUAUACAACAACAUCAAUCAUUGUUAUAUUAACUGUUGUAUUUAAUGGAACAUUAACAGCGCCAGUUUUAAAAUUACUUAAAAUUCGAACAAAUGUUAAUGAAGAAAUUGAAACAUCUGCAAAUGAUAGAUAUCGAGUCAUGGGUGAUAAUAAUAAUAAUAAUAAUAAUGUUGAAAGAAGCACUGAAUCAAAAACAUGGCUUUUAAAAAAAUGGUCUAAUUUUGAUCGAAUAUUUAUGAAGCCUCUUCUUACACAUAGUUAUCCUCCAUUAACUGUUACAUUACCCGCAUAUCUUGUACCGAUUACAAAAUUUUUAACAACACAAGAACAACGUAAUUGGAAUCGAAAUGAAAGAACAUUACAAAUUGUAAUACCAUCGGUUGAUAAUCAUGAUGAAUCAAUAUUGAAUAAUAAAUACGGAAAUUCUACAACUGAAUUAAUUGACAUGGAAGAUACAUCUUCAAAUUUAAAUGAUUUUUAUCCAACAGACUUUAAUCGAAAAUCAAAUGUGCAGAAAGAUCAACUAUUGGAUCUAGAAAUGAAUCCAGAUGUUCAAGCCGAUGAUGAAACGGUUAUAAGAAAACCUUAA